This is a messenger RNA of Perca flavescens (yellow perch), 1329 nucleotides long. RefSeq names its product high affinity immunoglobulin epsilon receptor subunit beta-like. The transcript has 7 exons. Bases 127 to 888 code for a protein of 253 amino acids. Lineage: Eukaryota; Metazoa; Chordata; Actinopteri; Perciformes; Percidae. Gene Ontology annotation, cellular component: membrane. The record is from RefSeq and is a predicted model, not a curated record.
GUUUCAGAGCAAUAACAAUAACUGCGCAACAGCCUUACAAUCGGCCAGACUUUGUCAGGCAGAGUACAUUCGUUCAGCUUUUUCUUCUACUCUAACAGACACAAACAUUCUACAGGAGCAGGCAGGAUGUCUGUGACCAUGACCAAGGCCGAUGGGAUCACAGUGUUCACUGUGACCUCUGACCCCCAAAGUGUUUAUCCUCCUCUGUGCCAAAUCCUCAAAAGCCUUUGCUACAGCCCUGUGUGCUGCUCUGUGUCUCAGCACCUGAGAAGUGUCCAGAGAACUUCUCAGUCAGUACUGGGGGCUCUGCACAUUAUGGUUGGGUUGCUCAACAUCGGCCUUGGAACGAUACUCGCUUGCAGUCAAACUGACGAUUGGUAUGUGCCAUUUAAUCAAACCGGAUUUCCUUUUUGGCUUGGAGGAUUGUUUAUUUUGUUUGGCUCCAUUGGCAUUUUGUCUGAGAAGUACCCCAGUCCAUGUCUGGUCAUCGUCAAUGUGAUCCUGAAUCUAGCAGGAGUUGCUUUUGCCAUUACAGCCAUCGUACUCUACAGCCUAAAUAUGGCACGCAUUUACGUGUGGUGGACGUGUAGAAAUUAUGACAAUAAUUACUAUUCAGGGUACAGAAGACAGACUACAACUCCUACUCCUGGGGAGAACAUCAUGAUGGAGAAAUGCUUGGAGGGCAAAGAACUGGCUCUGAUGCUUUUGAGAAGCAUGGAUGCUGUGCUGAUUGUCCUGUCAGCCCUGGAGCUCUGCCUCACCAUCAGCUCUGCCAUCAUGGCGAUCAAGGCUCUAAAGAGCAGUGAGAAGGGAAAAAAAGAGAAGACUGGUGACCCAGAACUCUACAAACCGCUACUGGAGGAUGUCACCUGUAACCCCACAGUCUGAAUGAAAAUAUCUGCUUUGUGCUCUGAGUUACCAGGUAUAAUCCUGUGCAUUCAUACCAUUGAGUGUAUAUCUAUGUAAUGUCAAUGAUUUAGUCAAAUUCAGGGGGUAUGCUUAAAAAUCCUGCACUUAUAUUUUGAUGAGUAUGAUUUUCUAUUGAAUAAUGUGCCUUACGGUCAGCUAGUGUAGGUAAAAGGGAGGUUCAUUAAUGUGAAUGUGUAACAUUGAUGGAUAGAUACGGUUUUUGUUUGCUAUUUUACAAUAUUAAGUUAAAAAAAAAGUCAUCAACACUGUUGACUGUACAAACGUUUUGUUGAUUGUGCUUCUGCUGUGUACUUUAUAAUAAACCUUAAAGCCUGACACAAAAAUGUAAUCAGUUUAAUAACUAGUUGUGCUCUUUGUGUACAAAUAAUAAACCGUAAUUAUUAAAGUGCUCAUAUUAUG